CUUCUUCUCUCUCUGUCCGUGCGCAUCGGAUUUUGGAAACCAUUGAUGCAGACCUCAAUCCAUCUCUAACACCACUGAUCUACGGUCUUCCCACUGAUAUUCUUACUUGUACAUUUUGCUUCUUCCUCUUCAUCUAACUAUGGCCGCCGAGUCUUCUAACCCUCGAACCGUCGAAGAGAUCUUCAAGGAUUUCAGCGGUCGUCGCUCCGGGUUUCUUCGAGCUCUCUCCGGAGAUGUUGACAAAUUCUACUCUUUAUGCGAUCCGGAAAUGGAGAAUCUGUGUUUGUACGGACACCCGAAUGGGACAUGGGAAGUGAAUCUUCCAGCUGAGGAAGUGCCUCCGGAGCUUCCUGAGCCAGCUCUUGGAAUCAAUUUCGCAAGAGAUGGUAUGCAGCGUAAAGAUUGGCUCUCUCUAGUUGCUGUCCACAGUGAUUGUUGGUUACUCUCUGUUUCUUCUUACUUUGGCGCUCGCCUUAAUCGCAAUGAGAGGAAACGUCUAUUUAGUCUGAUCAACGAUCUCCCGACUCUCUUUGAAGUAGUGACUGGUAGGAAGCCGAUCAAAGAUAAUAAACCAAGCAUGGAUCUCGGAAGCAAAUCCAGAAACGGCGUUAAGAGAUCAAUUGAAGGGCAGACAAAGAGCACACCGAAACUGAUGGAAGAGAGCUAUGAAGAUGAAGACGACGAGCAUGGAGACACACUGUGUGGAAGUUGUGGAGGAAACUACACAAACGACGAGUUCUGGAUAUGUUGUGAUGUGUGUGAACGUUGGUACCAUGGGAAGUGUGUGAAGAUAACACCAGCCAAAGCAGAGAGCAUCAAGCAAUACAAAUGCCCUUCUUGCUGCACUAAGAAAGGAAGACAGUGAGAGAGUGAGUCAUCUUUCCCCCUUUUGACCCUUCCUCCAUAACAUCCUUUUGUUAAUUUAUGAAUACAAACUACUAUCUAUUGGUGUUAGAUUGUCAAAGGGCGGUUAUAAAUUAGUAGUGAGAGAGGGAGAGACAUCAGCUGGUUAGAAAAGCUUCCUCAUAUUUUGAUCAAAUAUGCCAAGUAUUUGUAUAUGUAGUGCGACUCUACUUUCAUCGUUUAUGUGUAAUCUCUUUUAGGCUAUAAAAAAAAACUCUUUAUGUAUGAUUGAUCUUCGUAAUCUCUCAUGGUAAUUUUAACCAA
Capsella rubella is the source of this 1167-nucleotide messenger RNA. RefSeq names its product PHD finger protein ALFIN-LIKE 1. Gene Ontology annotation, molecular function: transcription coregulator activity; transcription cis-regulatory region binding; histone binding. Gene Ontology annotation, cellular component: nucleus. The transcript has 5 exons. Lineage: Eukaryota; Viridiplantae; Streptophyta; Magnoliopsida; Brassicales; Brassicaceae. Bases 140 to 865 code for a protein of 241 amino acids. Gene Ontology annotation, biological process: regulation of DNA-templated transcription. The record is from RefSeq and is a predicted model, not a curated record.